This is a messenger RNA of Patiria miniata (bat star), 693 nucleotides long. RefSeq names its product sporozoite surface protein 2-like. The record is from RefSeq and is a predicted model, not a curated record. The transcript has a single exon. Lineage: Eukaryota; Metazoa; Echinodermata; Asteroidea; Valvatida; Asterinidae. The coding region runs from base 1 to 693 and encodes 230 amino acids.
AUGGUCCCCAAUUCGCUCAUGGUCCCCAAUUCGCUCAUGGUCCCCAAUUCGCUCAUGGUCCCCAAUUCGCUCAUGGUCCCCAAUUCGCCCACGGUCCCCAAUUCGCUCAUGGUCCCCAAUUCGCUCAUGGUCCCCAAUUCGCCCAUGAUCCCCAAUUCGCCCACGGUCCCCAAUUCGCUCAUGGUCCCCAAUUCGCCCACGGUCCCCAAUUCGCCCAUGGUCCCCGAUUCGCCCACGGUCCCCAAUUCGCCCACGGUCCCCAAUUCGCCCACGGUCCCAAAUUCGCCCAUGGUCCCAAAUUCGCCCACGGUCCCCAAUUCGCUCAUGGUCCCCAAUUCACCCAUGGUCCCCAAUUCGCUCAUGGUCCCCAAUUCGCUCAUGGUCCCCAAUUCGCUCAUGGUCCCCAAUUCGCCCAUGAUCCCCAAUUCGCCCACGGUCCCCAAUUCGCUCAUGAUCCCCAAUUCGCCCAUGAUCCCCAAUUCGCCCACGGUCCCCAAUUCGCCCAUGGUCCCCAAUUCGCUUAUGGCACCCAAUUCGCCCAUGGUCCCAAAUUCGCCCAUGGUCCCCGAUUCGCCCACGGUCCCCAAUUCGCCCACGGUCCCCAAUUCGCCCACGGUCCCCGAUUCUCAUAAGUCCUCUCUGGUAUACUCAAAACCAAACCUUGUUAGUAGGUUUGAUAACCGUAAUCCCUAG